ACAAACAUGGCUAAUUAAAGUUCUGCAGAUGUAGGAAGCAAGUAGAAACGCGUCUCUCUUUUUUUCUUCUCAUAUUUCGAAGGAUUGCGUUUUGUUACAUUUUCCGUUUUCGACUUGCAAGGUUUGCAAGUUUCCAACGCACCCGGCCGGGGACAAUUCAGGAAACACAUUCGGUUCCCCUUUCGCAUUAGUAUUCCGUACCGCCGAUGCAAGUUCGUCGAUUAGAGAGAGAAAGUGGGUCUCACAGGGAAGGAUAUGUGAUUAUUAAAUAAAGUAUUGACGUUAUAGUGCGCGUUUGGCGAUCUCGGUACAGUCUGUAUAGGUAUAUGGCAUUUUCCCUUACUCCAAUUAUAAAUUACCUUCCCAACGACUAAUAAUUAAGCAACCUUACAUCAUAUACAUACACACUCUCGCAUCGCAAGACAAAGUCUUAUUUGUGUGCACCAUCAUCCGGAUACAUUUUGUGAAUUGAAUUGUAUACGUAGAUUUACUUAAUUAUAUUCCCUACUGUACAGCACUACAACUACAGUGUGUGGUGCGGCUCCCUCACUCAUGCACUCGUUGCAUCGAUACACGUAUUAUAUAUACAUAUAUUAUCUCUGAUGGUCUACUAAGCCAAGCCACGAGGUGAGCUUCCUUGAGCUGUAAUUUCCCACCGUCAAAGAUGACGGGCGUCAACCGGGAAAACGGCAACACGUUACCGGCGGCAGACGAUGAUCAAGUUAACGAUAGAGGCGAAGCCGAGAUCGAGCUUCAGAACAACGAGGAUGACCUUGAGGCGCUGAUCGAUGACGAGGAGGAGAAGGACAGGCCCCGGCGCCGAAGUUGGGAUCGCAUGCGCGGCCGCGACAAGAGGAACUCCAGGUAUAAUUUCCACGCAAGAGCUGAGCUUAUUUAUAGGGACAAGGAGCGAGACCGUGAUCGAGAUCGCGACCGUGAUCGCGACCGUGGCCGUCAGGAACGGAUAAGCCGGCGAGACCAGGUUCGUCGUGACCCAAGCAAAAGCAACAAAGACAUCGAGCAGGACAAGGCCCGCACUAAAAAGGACAACGAUACCAAGGCCCUGGCAGAGAAAGAGAAGGCAAUCAAGACUCUACUCGACUCGAACGACGUGGUUCCACCUGGUACAGAAGAGGAGGCCAUUCAGAUCAUCGCGGAUAAGAGCCAGCAGAAAAACGAUGAAGAGCCCGAGCGUAUGCGUAGCCGGGAUAACCGCAAACGCAGUCCAGUGCACAGUCGAUUGGGCCCACGCAAGAGCCCUCGGCGCAAGAGCCCAAUCAGAUUUUCGCCAAAGCGCAAGAGCCCGAGUCCCGAUAGGCGCAGAAAAGGUUCUCCAUCAUUCGAGUUCUUCACGCGUAAGCGCAGCAGGGACAAGGAGGGAAGCGCCGAGAGGAGGGAGUUCUCCAGGAGACGUUUGCGCGAACGGAACGUAAUCGAUCGAGAUAGGAGCCGCUCCCGCGAGCGUCAUCGCAGCCGGAGCAUGGAUCGCGGACGCCGGAGCAGGAGUUACGAUCGUCGUCGAAGUCGCAGUUUCGAUCGGCGCAGGCGAAGCCGCUCGUACGAACGCCGUCGACGCACACCGACCCACAGCCGAUCACCCACGCGACCGCGACGUCGUUCGCCAUUUAUCAACGAGCUCGCUCGUCAGUUCAGCGCUGAUACGCUUAGGCCAGGUCCCGAGAUGCCCUUGGGUCCGGGGGGUGGGCCACCGCCAAAUCCGUACAUGCCACCGGUUGUUCCUCUUGACCCGCGCAUGAUGUCGGGUGGUGGGCCUCCCCCGGGUAUGAUGCCCCUGCCGGUACCGCUAGGUAUGACCGCCAUGGACAUGGGUGCGCAGAUUCUAGCCACCGGGCCCAUGAUGCACCCCGGACCCGAGGGUCCACCGCCUUUUGGCAAUUUCGAUCCCGUCAUGGGCUUCGACCCGCUCAACAGAGGCCUGCCAGCUCCGGAUUACGGCUCUGGCCCGAUAAUGUACAAUCCAGCUGGGCUACCGAUGGGAGCGCCAAUGCCGCCGCAGCCCAUGUCACCGCAGCCAGUUCCUGCGCCCGGAGCACCCAUGUAUCCCGGAGUCCCGGUGCAGCAGCCUAUGGGAGCAGGACCGGUACCUGGACCAAUGUACUCGCCUGAUUUACGAGAAUCACCCAUGCACAAGCUCGAAGAACGCAUUAGGACACCCGAGCCGCCCAUCAUAUCAGACUUCAAACCAAAUGAAAAGACCAGCUUGUCCAGCCUCUUGGAAGCGUCGGUUUCAACUACAACGACCAAAGAUGUAUCCAGUUCAACGGCGUCAUUCAAAGGAUUCAAGCCCGAGGUGAUACGUCAAUGCGAGCGAGCUCUGCGCAGUCUACCAACUGAGGAUCCGAGGCUCAACAUGAAGGGGCGCUUUUUCUUCGAUCCGAACAAGAAGCUCGUAGCCAAGGAUGUCAAGGAUCUGCCGUCGUCGAACUCUGUGCUGCUGCGCAAAGGCCGCACCGAAAUCCACUGGGAGGAGGAAUUCAACCAAAUGACCCAGGGAACGACCGACAUCAAGAUUGCAGGCAGCAAGCGCGUGAUUACACUGCAGAAAAUCUGCCAAACGGAAGAGACAACGAUGGAGGUGAAAGCGGUGCAGACCGAAGAGUUAACCAUGAUUGACUUUGGCAUGCAAGUCGGACCCGACGAGCUCGUACCGUUGGUCGACGAUCGCCGUGGUCCAAACGUCGUUGGCGAUUUCGACGAGCGGACCAACAAUUUCGAGGACAGACGUGGCUUUGACGAGCGCAGCGGCAACCGACACGACUGGAACAUGCGAGAUCAGAACGUCGGCAAGCCACCGAUACGCGACAGUGAAGAUUUGCGCUGGAGCUUGAGCAACAAUUCGAACCGAGCCAAUCCCUGGAACAGAGACUUCUCGCCUCCACGACAAUCCGUGAAGGAUCACAUGCACGGAGGACCCGUCAGCAGUCCAGUUAUGGACAUGCGGGGUAUGGACAUGAUGCGCGACCGACCAGGUGUUGAGUGUUCCGGUAGGAUGAUGGACGCGCGCGAUCGUAUAAUGGACCGGGGCAUGAUGGACCAUAGGGGUAGGGAGAUGGAGAUAAGGGAGCGCGAGAUGAUGGAACGUGAGUUAAGAGAGCGCGAGAUAAGAGGACGCGAGAUGGAAAUGCGAGGCAUGAACAUGCCCAGAGAGCACGAGCUCAUGAUGGAACUACGGGGUGAUGGGGGCAGGCCACCGAUAAGCAGUUUAAUGGACAUGGGCAACCGUGGCGGACCCAUCAGCGACUUUGGUGCACGCAGGGAACCUUUGGAUGACUACGAUCUGCGCAACAGAUUUGAUAACUCUUUCAACCGAGACUCAAUGAAGAUAGACAGGAACGAGCCGAUACCUCGAGGCAGGGACAGUCCACCGCCCAUCAUGGACGAAGGCGACGAUUUGGAAAUCAUUGAGGAACGCGUGUUCGACCAGGACUCGUGGCAAAGGAUGAACAGCGGAGCACAGUACAACAAUGCUAAGGGCAGUGCGGGUAUAGCAGCGGCCUUGCGCAAUCAGCCGUCAACAAAGAGAACCCCAUUCCGCGGGGGUAGGAUCGGUCAAUUCAGGCCGAACUUUUAAGCGUUAAGAUUCGAUACUUUUUCCGUUGAAGCUCGUUUUAACAAUCGUACGUUGGUUUCGUUUCAAGUCACGACGAGAGAAAUCUUUCUCAUUUUGUUUUGAGCUGACUAGUAAAUUUUCAGCUGUUCUAGUGUAUCUAAUCAACCCCAACGAUGAUUGUUUCGAAAAACGUGCCGUCUAUGGAAAAAGUUUUCAUGUAAAUAACUGCUGUCUUCAUAUUGCGAGCGCGUUAUUCAUCUCUGCAUAAUUUUAAAACAAUUUUCUACAUAAGAGUUUAUACUUUUUUUUUUCUUCUUUUGUUUAUUCUAUUUCUAGUGAUCCAGCAAAGUAACAACUUGAAAUUGUAUUUCAAUAUAUGUAUUGAAGAAAGGAUCAGCCAAAGCUUCUUGAUCGGAAUGGUCAAUAAUUUUUUAUGUACUCUCAAGACGAUGGAUUCAUUGUAAAUUGUACUGCUCUGGUUCAGGAAGUACAAUAUAUUCAAAAGACUUCUCUCUAUAAGCAUAGCCUUCACACAAUUCUCAUUUACUUCGUUUUUUUUUUUUUUUUUUUUUUUCUUUUUAUAAGCUUGUAAAGCUUAUAAGUACCAAAAAAAAAUUUCAAUAGCUUUUUUUUCAUGUAGAACUAAAGUAUGAAACCGAUAAUAUCUUAUAAACACGUCUAAUAAAUAAUCACUGUUUA
Messenger RNA from Copidosoma floridanum, 4270 nucleotides. RefSeq lists its product as uncharacterized. The record is from RefSeq and is a predicted model, not a curated record. NCBI's taxonomy places the organism in Eukaryota, Metazoa, Arthropoda, Insecta, Hymenoptera, Encyrtidae.